AUGGAAUUAAAUGCACUGUCAUGUGGUAAGCUGGUAACUUAUCUUCCUGGAUUAGAAGUUCAACCGCUUCCAUUCCAACCAGAAACUGGGUAUAUUGGUGUUGGUAGCGGUAGUGAAUCAUCUACUUACGAAGGUGACAGUGUUCAUGAACUGUUUUACUACUUUGUCAAGUCAGAAAGAAAUCCCAAAGAAGAUCCUCUUGUCUUAUGGCUUGCUGGUGGUCCUUUUUGCUCAGGGCUCAGUAAUUUAGCGACUGGAAUAGGUCCUAUACGGAUUGACAAGGUAGUGGAAUACAACAAUUGUAGCUUACCUACACUGACAUUGAAUCCGAACUCAUGGGCUAAGGUUGCCAACAUAAUCUUCUUGGAUGCGCCCAUGGGCGCUGGGUUCUCAUAUUCGAAGUCCUCACGUGAAUCACCAAUCUCAGACUCUGUAUCAGCUAAACAUACUCAUGAGUUUCUAGUAAAGUGGUUGAUUCAAAAUCCAGAAUUUCAGUCUAACCCAGUUUACAUUGCUGGUAUAUCAAAAUCCGGCUUUCUAAUCCCAAUCAUAGUUCAAGAUUUGAUUAGAGAUACUGAAGAUGGAAAGUAUCCAUUUCUCAACUUCAAGGUAAAAACCAGUUCAUUCUCAUUUUUCUAG
Papaver somniferum (opium poppy) is the source of this 639-nucleotide messenger RNA. RefSeq names its product serine carboxypeptidase-like 18. Lineage: Eukaryota; Viridiplantae; Streptophyta; Magnoliopsida; Ranunculales; Papaveraceae. Gene Ontology annotation, biological process: secondary metabolic process; proteolysis. The transcript is spliced from 8 exons. The coding region runs from base 1 to 639 and encodes 212 amino acids. Gene Ontology annotation, molecular function: acyltransferase activity, transferring groups other than amino-acyl groups; serine-type carboxypeptidase activity. The record is from RefSeq and is a predicted model, not a curated record.